Lytechinus variegatus (green sea urchin) is the source of this 2104-nucleotide messenger RNA. RefSeq names its product tektin-4-like. NCBI's taxonomy places the organism in Eukaryota, Metazoa, Echinodermata, Echinoidea, Temnopleuroida, Toxopneustidae. The transcript has 7 exons. The record is from RefSeq and is a predicted model, not a curated record. Gene Ontology annotation, biological process: cilium assembly; cilium movement involved in cell motility. Bases 151 to 1539 code for a protein of 462 amino acids. Gene Ontology annotation, cellular component: sperm flagellum; microtubule cytoskeleton; nucleus.
AUGUGAUAUAUCCCCACACGGCGUUCUUCUGUGCUCACUACUGAGAAACCAUUCAUUGGCGGAGGUUAGUGGCGAUUUAGUUUUGAGAUUUUUGUCGCUGAUCCAAGUCUAUAUUUUCAAUACAUUCGCAGAACAGCAAACGAUUCCAUCAUGGAUGCUGGUGCAACUCUCCUUUCCAAGUCCUAUUCCCCGACAGUUCCAGUCUUUCCAACACAGACCACAGUCGGAACCAAGACAGACCAUGCCCUGUCGAAAGAACUUGCCAAAAUGAGUGGCCUAGGAGAAACUGGGGUCUACGGUGUUCCUACCGGUGCACCUGCUGCACAGGGUUUCCGCUCUGGCAAGCACACCACUCAAGAAUGGCAUGAAUCUAACUACAACAAAUACCUCCAGAGUUUCACAGACCGUGAUAAUGCUGAGAGACUAUGCCACGAGUCUAAACAGCUUUCCAACGAGACCCAUGCACUUACCAUGCGUACGCAAUCCGAUGUCACAAAGAAGCUAGGGGAGAGGAUGAACGACAUCCACUUUUGGAAGUGUGAGCUCAACCGUGAAAUUGAGGAAAUGAUUCAGGAGACGGACCUUCUAUGUGCACAGAAGAAGCGGUUAGAGAAUGCCUUGGAUGCAACAGAAGUGCCUCUGAAUAUUGCAAGGGAUAAUCUUACCUGCAGGACAAGGAGACAGGACAUUGAUCUUGUUGGAGACAGGGUAGAAAUGGCCCUUAAUAAGGAAGAUGAUAUCAUCACUAAGGUUCAAGAUCUACUGAAAAGGACAAUAGAACAGUCUGAUAGGCAAAUCAAGCUCAAUCGUGGUUCAAAGCACAAAUUGACCAUGGACUGGUCAGAUAAAGUCUCUGCCUUCAAGAUUGAUGAGAAAUGCACUGGACUGAACAACAAUUCAACUGAGAUCCAGUACAAGGAAGGAUCAGCUAAAUUUGAAGCAGUUCAAACAGAUCCACAAUCCUGGGCAGAGUUCUCACAUGACAACAUCGUCCGUGCCGAGCAUGAACGUCUAGCCUCUCAGCAACUCCGAAACCUGAUCGACCAGAUCCUCACAGAUACGUCCAACGACAUGAGGGAACAAUGUAACACCGUCAACACCGAGUUCGCACGUCGCAUUGAAGAAAUGAAUGAUGCCAAGACCAAGAUGGAGAAUCACUUGCUGAAGACUGUUGAAGACAUUGCCGGCAUGGAGAAGAACAUCAAGGAUCUGACACAGGCCAUUAAGGACAAAGAGGCCCCAAUGAAAGUAGCCCAAACAAGACUGGACCACAGGACAUAUAGACCAAAUGUGGAACUCUGCAGGGACCCAGCCCAGUACAGGAUGGUUCAAGAAGUUGGCGAGAUCCAGGACUCGAUUGACAAGCUUCGACAGAAGCUGGCUGAAUCCAAAGCCUCACUGAAUGACCUGAUGGACACCCGCAUGGCCCUAGAGAAGGAGAUUGCCCUCAAGAAGAACAGCAUCUUUGUCGAUCGCGACAAGUGCCUCAAAUUCCGCACCCGCUACCCAUCCACCUCCAAGCUUGUGGGAUAUCAGUAAAUGUCACUGAUCCGUCACGUAUUGUAAUAAAACAAACGUUACGAAUGUGAGCAUGUUCAGUAGUAGGAAGGAAACCAAAAUGUCUUUGUUUAGGUAUUUUUGCAAUGUAAGCUUGGAUAUCUCAAUUUAUUGGUUAUAGCUUAUACUGCAAUUUAGCUGAAGGCUGAUUGUGAACUAUUCACUGUUUUUGGAAUACAGGUCUUUGAAGCGAUACUGUACCAUUUGCUCACUUUUGUAGUUGUUGAAUAUCAGCAAGCAUUUAGAUCUAUUCAUUUGCAUGUAUCUAUAUACCAUCUGAAACAGUAUUGCCGUACAAGCAUACAUGUACAUGCUAAAGCUGGAAUGAAGAAUCAAUAAACAAAGCUGCACAGAAAUUUGGAUUGGUCCCUUAAAAAAGAUACUCAUUUUGGACGUUGGAAUGUGCAUAUUUAUGUAUGAAACUAUGCAUCCAGAGAUUCUGGAGUUAACUCUUUGAGAUCAAUAUAAUGGGGAAAUACAAUGGGAUAUACAUGUAUUUGUUCAUGUUCAUCGUAUCAAAAGCAAUUCAGAUAUGUGCAUGUUCUUU